UACUUUACUUCCUGAUAAAACUUCUCUUCAUUGCUUGAAAAACAUUGAAUCAUCAGAACACAACUUGAAAAACCAGAGUAACACACACACAAAGCUAUGGGAGUUCCAUCAUUUUACAAAUGGUUGGUGAACAAGUAUCCCAACGUGGUGGGAAGCGCAACCCCAAAUAGCAAUGGGGUAGUGGAGUAUGACAACUUCUACCUUGACAUGAACUCCAUAAUACACCCAUGUUUUCACCCUGAAGAUCCAAACAGUUCACUGCCUUCAACGUUUGAAGAAGUGUUCAGAAACAUGUUUGACUACAUUGAUCGCCUUGUUAACACUGUCAAGCCUCGCAAGCUCUUGUACAUGGCGAUCGAUGGUGUGGCACCAAGGGCCAAGAUGAAUCAACAAAGAGCAAGGCGUUUUAGAACUGCUAAGGACAAUGAAAUCCGUGAAGCUGAAGAAGAGAGGCUCCGCAAGAAAUUUGAAAUGGAAGGCAAACAGGUUCUUCCUAAACAAGAAUCAGAAGUGUCAGAUCCUAAUAUAAUAACACCAGGAACUGAGUUCAUGCAUGAACUCUCAAUGGCUCUGAAGAAUUACUUCUCUUCAAGAAUAGCUAGUGAUUCAUUAUGGAAAGAUAUCAUGGUUAUUCUUUCUGAUGCUAAUGUUCCUGGAGAAGGGGAACAUAAGAUUAUGUCGUAUAUACGGGGACAACGUAACCUUCCAGGAUAUGAUCCAAACACCACCCACUGCUUAUAUGGCUCAGAUGCUGAUCUUAUAAUGCUAGCUUUGGCAACACAUGAGCCUCAUUUCUCAAUACUAAGAGAGGAUGGCCUUAUUCAGGGUCAGGUUCCACAAAAUUCUGCUAAGCCUUUGUUUUUGCAUAUUUGGAUUUUGAGGGAGUAUCUUGAGUUGGACAUGAAGAUACAAGACCCUCCUAAAAAUUGCCCAAUUGAGUUUGAGCGGAUAAUUGAUGAUUUCAUCUUUAUCUGCUUUUUCGCUGGAAAUGAUUUUCUUCCCCACAUGCCAACUUUUGAAAUUCGCGAGGAUGCUAUUAAUUUGCUAAUGUAUGUGUACAAAACCCAAUUCAGCAAACUCGGAGGGUAUCUUGUGGACAUCACAAGGAUUGGGGAAAAACAUGCAGCUUUUGUCAAGUUAUCCAGAGUUGAAAAGUUUAUACUUAUGGUUGGAGCUUAUGAAGAUAAAAUCUUCAGUAAAAGAUCCGAAAGCAGAGCAAAAUAUUUGAAGAAGCUUAUCACUGAUCAUCAGCGUUCACAGGAAGAACAGAAUGCUGCUAGUUUCUCAGAUCUUGAUGAUGGUGGUACUUCUGAUUGUGCUAUUAUUAUUAAGAAGGCACCUGCAACAAAAAAUUCAUCCGGUUUUGUUGUCAAUGAGGUUUCAGCUCCGUCAGCUGAAAUUUUGCAGAACACAAAGGAUUUAAAAGUGGAAUUGGACAAAUGUAUGAAAGAUAAAGGUGACUUGUUUAAGAGUGGAGAGUUCCGAAUUGACAAGAUAAAACUGGGAACUGCUGGAUACAAACAAAGGUAUUACAAAGAGAAGUUUUCGGUCGAGGGCUCAAUUGACUUCGAGAAGAAGCGAAAAGAUGUUGUUGAGAAGUACACUGAGGGACUCUUGUGGGUUCUUCAGUACUAUUUUUCUGGAGUUGCUUCAUGGUCAUGGUUUUAUCCAUAUCACUAUGGACCAUUUGCUUCAGACUUGAAGGGCAUGGGUCAAGUGAAAGCAAAUUUUGAGAAAGGUGUCCCCUUCUCACCUUUUGAUCAGCUCCUAAGUGUUCUUCCUCCAAGGAGUGCUUAUGCCCUUCCAAAAUCAUAUUCAAAACUAAUGAUAGAUGAGGACUCGAAAAUAUUACACUGGUAUCCUCAGGAUUUUGAAGUUGACACAGAAGGAAAACGUUACAUGUGGCAGGCUAUCUGCAAACUACCUUGGAUAAAUGAAAGAGAACUUUUGUCUGAAACAAGAGAAAUCCAAAAUGGAUUAUCUCAAAAUGAAAAGAUUAGAAAUUCAGUCAAAGUUGAUAGCUUGUUUGUUAGAAGCAGCAGCAACUUGUCAACAAAAAUAUGUUCCCUUUCUACUGACAAUAACCAAUCCAAGUUAGAAACCAACAUAAGCGACAGAAUUGGGGGUAUCAUCAGUCUUUGCCUUGAGGAUGUGGAUGUGGAGAGGCCUAACUUGGGGAUGGAGAUUUGUGACAAAAAGCAAGAAGAUCAUGCCCUGUGUGUCUAUUACGAGUUGCCUGCUGGGGGUAGUAGUACCGCUAUGCAUCAUUUACUAUCAGGUGUGAACAUUCCUACAAAGACAAUAUAUGAAAGUGAAAUCAAGGAAACAGUUCUCUGGCAUGAAAAACAGAUGUACCAGACACAUAACCGAUUUGAGAGGAGUAUUGCUUCCUCAAAUGCAACAACUCCUCAAAACAGAAGAAGCUUUUCACUAAAUGCACCUCCAGAAGUAAUUUAUAAAGGUGCUGGUGUUGGUUGGGGUUCUGGUAGAGGCAAGCCAAGCAACACUCCCACAAUGCAAAGGCUUAAUACUAUGACAAAUGAGAGAGUCUCACCAUCCUUGUCUCCUAAUCACCAUCAUCAAAGUUUGCAAUCUCAGACAAUGCCUUUUGGUAGGGGACGAGGGAGGCUUGGCCCGAAUGCAAACAAUGUAAAUCCAUGGAGGAGGGUUGAUUCUAGUGGCAGUUCAUACAUGCCAAAUCAACAGGUCUACCAAGUGAAAGAUCACAAUCGAUGGUAGAAAUUGCAGUAGGGAAAACAGUUGUCAAAUAUUUAAAUGGUUUUAAAUCUGUGAUUUUUUGUUUAGGAAAAUACUACUACUUUGUUCAAUUUUUUUGUGGUGGAGCUAAACUAUGUUGUUAGUGUUUGUUUAUUCAAAUCGACUCCGUUCUCUUGUUCA
Molecule: messenger RNA, 2898 nt
Organism: Lotus japonicus
Lineage: Eukaryota; Viridiplantae; Streptophyta; Magnoliopsida; Fabales; Fabaceae
Product: 5'-3' exoribonuclease 3-like
Exons: 23
Coding region: 97-2739 (880 amino acids)
Biological process (GO): nuclear-transcribed mRNA catabolic process
Cellular component (GO): nucleus
Molecular function (GO): RNA binding; 5'-3' RNA exonuclease activity
Source: RefSeq, a predicted model, not a curated record